Messenger RNA from Callorhinchus milii (elephant shark), 2192 nucleotides. RefSeq names its product receptor accessory protein 3b (gene reep3b). Gene Ontology annotation, biological process: endoplasmic reticulum tubular network organization. The transcript has 8 exons. NCBI's taxonomy places the organism in Eukaryota, Metazoa, Chordata, Chondrichthyes, Chimaeriformes, Callorhinchidae. Gene Ontology annotation, cellular component: cytoplasmic microtubule; endoplasmic reticulum tubular network; endoplasmic reticulum membrane. Gene Ontology annotation, molecular function: microtubule binding. Bases 384 to 1154 code for a protein of 256 amino acids. The record is from RefSeq and is a predicted model, not a curated record.
GAUUUGUUCUGAUGUGAGGACAAUGUAUACACUCCUGCCAAUUACUUCGUAUUUAGUUGCUGAACAGUGAGCAGGAAGUGAGCAGCAGCAGGAGCUGUAGCUGUCUUUCUCUCCCUCUCUUAUCUGGUUGCUGAGAGCAAUUAUAACGCCUUCUCCUGCUUCCUAGCUAAAUUUAAGCUAAAGCAGGACAGACAAGAGAAUUAAACCGGGACUUCCACAGCCCAUGUUGAGAAAUACCACCAGCACAGUCUAUGGCGGUGGGAGAUCAUGUUCUUGCUUGUCAGAAUCCUGCCAGAUGUGGGCAUGUUGAUCAUCCUGCCAGGACUCAGGAAGCUGCACCGGUGGUCUGAAAUUCUCUCAGAUAAUCCGGAGUAUCAUAAGACAUGCAAACUCUUUUCCUUGUGUUUGGGACCUUGUAUCCUGCUUAUUAUUCAUACAAAGCUGUGAAAACCAAAAAUGUAAAGGAAUAUGUUCGAUGGAUGAUGUACUGGAUUGUUUUUGCCCUUUACACUGUUAUUGAAACCGUUGCAGAUCUCACAGUGUCCUGGUUUCCACUGUACUAUGAACUUAAAGUGGCAUUUGUUAUCUGGUUACUGUCUCCUUACACUAGAGGAGCAAGUUUACUUUACAGAAAAUUUCUGCAUCCUCUUCUGUCUUCCCGUGAACGAGAUAUUGAUGACUAUAUAGUUCAAGCUAAAGAGCGUGGCUAUAAUUCCAUGGUGAAAUUUGGAAAGCAAGGUCUAAACCUGGCUGCAACAGCCGCUGUGUCAGCAGCAGUGAAGAGUCAAGGUGCAAUCACAGAAAGACUGAGAAGUUUAAGUAUGCAUGAUCUAACAACAAUACAAGGUGAUGAACCAAUAGGAUAUCGCUCUCUAACUCAAGCUGCAGAUACCAAAAAGAAGACUAAGCGUCUAUCCAAGGAGGAUCCUACCAAACAUUUCAAUUUUGAUGAGGAAGUUGAUAGUGAUGAUAGGCCAGAGGUGGACCAUGAGGGUGUUCAUUCAGAUGAUGAAAUUGUGAGUCAAAAACAACUCCGUCGAUCUCAGAGUUUUAGAAUUGUGAAACAAAAAGGUCAUCGUAGAGAGCUUCGAUAUGGCUCACUCAAGCUGAAAAGCAAGAAGAGACCUCAGUGUAAUUACAUCACUUUGGGAUAAAACAAAUGGGAACACACCACGGAUGUUUGUUCUGAUUUCUGGGGUGACCUAAGUAUUUGUAUUUGGGUUUGGUUUAAAAAUAUUUCAUUUUUAUUUUUCAACGGUGUGAAGAUAGUUGCUUCAGUGGACUUUCUGGCAUUUUAUGUAUCCAUCGAGUUGACCCAGUAAGUGAAUACAGUAUUUAUAGCAGAAAUGUCACACGAUAGCACUGAACUCCAGUCCACACAUUUUAUAAUAUUUUGCUGACUGAGGNAAAAAUUACCUUAUCUUUACAGAAAACAAAUAUAUUGAGAGGAAAGUAUUAGGGAAAUUAAUUAAAGAGUUCAUUAAAAAUACAGUUUUAAAAUCCUGAGGAUUUUCUACAUUCACAUUUUCAGCAUCACUCUAACAGUUGUGCAGAAAGAUUUACAAUUGACCAAUUAUUAAAGCACCAAACUUUUCGAAACUUUUUGAAAUGACGUAAAACAAAAUGUGUCCUUAAUCUGUAACAAAACAUAUUGUGAACUGGAAGCUUUUCAAGUGCUGCUUUAACUAUUUGACCAUUAUUAGGUUUAUGUUGCUCUUCUGAAAAGAAGAUUUCUAAAAACAUGUAAAAACAUUUUACACAGCUGUGUAAAAUGUUACCCAUGGAAUAUAUACAGUAUAAAUCUGUAUGGCCAAAUAUGAAAUUCCUUGAAAUAUCUGAAAACACCAAUUGCAUGUUUUUAAACAUAAUUGUUAACUUAUUUUUUUAGUAUAUGUUAUCAAUUUGUAUUGAUUUCUGUACUUGUUUAAAUAUGGAACAAACCUAUUUUAUUCCUAAGGUAAAUACUUGAGUUUAGUGUAGUAUUGAGUGCAACAACUUCUAUAGUUCCUGUAAUUCAAUGCAAUUUGGCAUCCUAAUUUGAUUAUUUAUUUGCCAGGUCUUCAAAUCAUGUGAGAUAUAUUUGAAACUAUUGCUAUUAGGUUUUAUUCUGAUAAGCAGCAGAGCUGCAAUAAAUGUACAGGUUAAUAUAAACCUGCAAGUUUUUACUGUAAUAAAUCCUUUUCAGAUUUGUA